CGCAGACGCAGACGCAGAGCUCAGUUUUCGCAGAGUGUGCUCUGUGAUGUUCACCCUGAUCUCCUCUCCCACAGACAGCCAGCUGCUUCCAGGGAAUAACUUCACCACUGAGUGCAACAUUCCCGGGAAUUUCAUGUGCGGAGACGGGAAGUGUGUCCCGGGUGGGUGGCAGUGCGACGGGCUCCCAGACUGCUUCGACAAGAGCGACGAGAAGGGCUGCCCCAAGGUGAAGUCGAAGUGUGCUCCCACGUUCUUCGCCUGCGCCAACGGGAUCCACUGCAUCAUCGGCCGCUUCCGCUGCAACGGGUUCGACGACUGCCCGGACCGAAGCGACGAACACAACUGCACAGCCAAUCCGCUGGUUUGCUCCGCGGCGAGGUUCCACUGCAGAAAUGGGCGCUGCGUGGACCGCAGCUUCCUGUGCAACGGCCAGGACAACUGCCAUGACAACAGCGACGAGGAGAACUGCCAGACCACCUCAGAGGCCCCCAGCCAGGACUUUGUGACGCUGGACUACCGGCUGCGGUACUAUCCCAGCAUCACCUACGCCGUCAUCGGCAGUGCGGUCAUCUUCGUCCUGGUGGUGGCGCUGUUGGCCCUGGUGCUGCACCACCAGAGGAAGCGGAGCGUUCUCCUGCCCCGGGGGGUCCGGGGGGGGCACCACCACCAGCCCCUCCUCCUGUCGCGGCUGGUGAUCCUGGACCGAAUGCCGGGCCAGGCUGGUCUAAGCCCAGGUCCCCCCCCGGGCCCCCCCCCCGGGCCCUUCGGCACGGCAGCCAGCCUGCAGCUGCUCUCCGGCUCCCUGCACCCCCCCGGCCUGCCCCUCGACUCCCCGCCCUCCUACUCACAGGCUGUGCUGGACGCCAGCCGGCCACCCUGGUUCGACCUCCCACCUCCGCCCUACCCCCCCGAUGGGGGGGCACCUCCCCAGAGGGACCUGCCCCCAUAUGAAGCCCACGUGGACCAGCCUGAGCCAACACCCAGGCCCCGCCCACAGGAGGAGUCUGACCAGCUGUAGCCCCGCCCCCUAUCAGACUGCAUGUACAUGAGUGACAGUGACGGGGGGAGAUGGACUCCGAAAGGCUGCACGAACAGAAGAGGGGGCCAAGGGGGGAGCCCAGGUGCACCAUCAUGCCACGGGCCCCAGAGGAAAGAGGCUGAACAUGGGAACACAGUCAAACUCAAACUCCACCUCCUGCUCACCCCCUUACCCAUGAGGCAUUGUGCUGCACAGCAUUCCCCGUGAUAUAGACUGUUUUUGGUUUUAGAGACUUGGAGAUGCACCCUGCCCCGUAUGCAGUCAUGGCUGCUCAACACACAGGUGCGGGUGACUGAGAAAGUGGGAGCGGCCAUUUUGGGUUCCCAUGGCAACACGUUGCUGGAAUCAUCAUCAUUGUGAUUGCCUAGGCAGUAUUCUCCCAGAACCUGGCCAAAACUCCCGACUGUGAACGUGCAGGUCCUACAGCUUCAGUGAAGUCUGCCCGGUCCAGUGAAGGACGUUUCUCUCCACAGACCAUCCGGACUGGAGUCUGGGAGACUGGACAGGGCUCUUAGAGACAGUGUCAGUGUUAUUAGCACCAUGUCCACCAGGGGGAGACAUUUCAGCUUUGCGCACUUACAGGUGUGCCAGAACAAAUCAGAUCAGAUCCACACUUGUCAAUGAUAUACAAGUAUUUGGUUACAUAUAAGUAGCUUUUUAUUAGUAGAAGUUUACACUAUAUUUUACCAGUGUCCUGAUCCAAUAUAAUGUAUAUUUUGGGAAAAAAAAUGGUAAAAUAAUCGGUGGACUUGUAGGAUUUUGAUGGAUAUUUGAAACAUUUUUAAAUGCGUUACUGUUACAAUUUGUUACAAGUUUAUGUAUAACCAAAUAAUAUUUAUCUGGUAUUUGCAGGGAGUGAGGUUCUUUAACUGGAAUGAUUUAGUGACUGCAGGACCAGGUAAUUAAAGUGUGAAAGCUUGGUUUGAUGUUUACAAAAUGUGCCUCUCUAAGGACACAAUCAAGAACUGUUAUGGGGAUGAAGAGUCAUUCGUACCCAAGAUAAUCUAAUUAACAAAUCAUCUGGGAUCACCUGCUCUUAAUUACAAAUUAAUGGCUGGUUCGGCUGGCAGAAAUAUCCAUCAGAAUCCUGCAAACCUAACAUUGGGAUUUAAACAUGUAGUGGAGGCAGGAUGUAGAGAACUUUAUAUAGGAAGAACUUAAACCAAAGCUAUUUAAAGGAAGUAUUGUUUUGAGCAGCAUAUCGGUCUGUAAAGGCCUUGCUGUAGCGCAUGGUUAGGCUCUAGAAUCACUGAGAUCUUCUGUUCAGACUGCUUUCACACACACGCACGCACACACACACACACACACAUCCACACACACACACACACACACAUGCA
Molecule: messenger RNA, 2376 nt
Organism: Anguilla anguilla (European eel)
Lineage: Eukaryota; Metazoa; Chordata; Actinopteri; Anguilliformes; Anguillidae
Gene: ldlrad3
Product: low density lipoprotein receptor class A domain containing 3
Biological process (GO): receptor-mediated endocytosis
Cellular component (GO): plasma membrane
Molecular function (GO): protein binding
Source: RefSeq, a predicted model, not a curated record